Engraulis encrasicolus (European anchovy) is the source of this 4213-nucleotide messenger RNA. RefSeq lists its product as uncharacterized. Lineage: Eukaryota; Metazoa; Chordata; Actinopteri; Clupeiformes; Engraulidae. The record is from RefSeq and is a predicted model, not a curated record. Bases 328 to 2526 code for a protein of 732 amino acids. Gene Ontology annotation, molecular function: GTP binding; protein binding. The transcript is spliced from 4 exons.
CUCCUUGCAUUAUAAAACCAGUAGUCUCCUCUCUCCCACUCCCACCUGCCCCUCAGAGGACCAGACUGAGCCGCAGCUCCAGAGGACCAGCUUCACACCACACUGAAGUGGCACGGGGCACUUUUCGUCUCAUAUUAUAACUCCCACCUCAGAGGACCAGACUGAGCCGCAGCUCCAGAGGACCAGCUUCACACCACACUGAAGUGGCACGGGGCACUUUUCAUCUCGUGUUAUAACUCCCACCUCAGAGGACCAGACUGAGCCGCAGCUCCAGAGGACCAGCUUCACACCACACUACAGUCUUGGUACAGAAGCCCUAAAGCUAUCAUGGACCCACCAACCAACGUGGAAGUGACAGACGCGAAGGCGGACUCCAUAACCUUGACCUGGGUCAAUCCGGCUGAGCAACAACGUCAAUUCCUAAUUAUUGAAUACAGAAUGAGGCAGGAGACUGAAUGGACCCAAGGAGACCCUGUGAAGAAGACCCAGGAGACAGUGACUCUGUCGGGACUGAAGCCGGACACAGAAUAUGAGAUCAGAGCCACAGCUGUGGGUAAACUCGGGUAUGCCAGCAGUGAUGCUGUUACUGCGGUAACUGCCAAAGCCGUCAUUAGUCCCCCAACCAAUGUGAAAGUCACUCAAGUGAAGGCAAACUCCAUCACCUUGACCUGGUCAAUCCCAGAAAAAUGUGGAGGUCUGAAGCAGUACAUCAUUGAGUAUAAGGAGGACGACAACAGCAGUGAUUGGCAGAGAGAGGAAACCAAAACAGAGAUGUACACAUUUACUCUGAGGAAACUGAAACCAAACACCACCUACUCCAUCAGGAUCUGCUCAGACGCGGGAAAAGGAGUGAGCCUUCCUGGGGAAGAGAUAAUGAAUAAAACAGAGAAAGGUCCAUCCGACACAAACAGCUUCACCCCACUCUCAGGUACCCCACCAAUCUAUCUGCUCAAUAUGAAACGAGCAGAAAGUGAGAUCAACAAAAUGUUUUUUGGAGAGGAAUCAUCCAGAAACCCCUCAAACAAAACAAUCAUGGUUGUUGGUGCCACUGGAUCUGGCAAAACAACACUCAUCAAUGGCAUGGUCAACUACAUACUGGGAGUUGACUGGGAGGACAAUUGGAGAUUUAAACUGGUAGACGAAGAUUUCAAUAAAUCACAAGCACACAGUCAGACCUCUGAGGUGACAGCCUAUCAGAUUCAGCGCACAGAUGAAUUCCGUUCCGAAAUUCCGUACUCCCUCACAAUCAUCGACACCCCAGGGUUUGGAGACACCAGAGGAAUCAAACAAGACAGGGAGAUCACAGAAAGAAUUAGACAGUUUUUCACCAAUAAGGAUGGCAUUGAUGCAAUUGAUGCAGUGUGCUUCGUAGUGCAAGCUGCUUUAGCUCGUCUGACACACACACAGAGGUACAUAUUUGAGGCAAUCCUCUCUGUGUUUGGAAAGAACAUCGCCAGCAACAUAAUCACUCUGGUCACCUUUGCUGAUGGCAAAAGUCCUCCAGUACUGGAAGCCAUCAAAGAGGCCAAAAUCCCAUGCGCCACACAGAAAGAUGGGACACCUGUCCAUUUCAAGUUUAACAAUUCUGUUCUUUUUGCCAACAACACAGCCGGCAGCGAUGAUGAGGACUUUGAUUACAUGUUCUGGAAAAUGGGAAAGGCCAGCAUGAACAAAUUCUUCACUCAUCUUGGAAUGAUGGAAACCCAGAGUCUGAUGCUGACAAAACAAGUCCUCGAGGAACGUAAACAGCUGGAGGCAACUGUUCAGGGAGUGCAGCCUCUCAUCAGGCAGGGUUUAGCAACCAUGGAGGAAAUACGAAGCACACAAGCCAUUCUGGAGGAAAACAAGGCUCAAAUUCAGGCGAACAAGAACUUUCAGUGGUCUCAACCGGUUCCAACACCUGUUAGGAUUAACAUUCCAUCAGGAACUUUCAUCACCAACUGCCAUGGAUGCAACUUCACCUGCCACUACCCCUGCCAGAUACCAAAUGAUGCUGAUAAAAGUCGCUGUGGUGCAAUGAGCAAUGGAAAAUGCACAGUGUGUCCAGGAGGAUGUGUGUGGUGUCUUCAUCACAACAUGACCUACAGAUGGGACACAAUAACGGUGACACAGACUACAACGUUUUAUGAUCUGAAGAGUAAAUACGAGGAAGCAAUGGGAGAGAAAAUGAACCAAGAGCAAAUAAUGGUGAAGUUGGAGGAGGAAUAUAAUCAAGUGCAGGCCAAGGUUUUGGAAAUGAUGGAAACUCUAACUAAAUGCCUGAAACGUCUGAAAGCGAUCGCUCUUCGGUCAGAUCCUUUGUCGACUCCAGACUACAUCGACCUGAUGAUAGAGUCAGAGAAACAGCAGGCCAAGCCUGGAUGGCAGCAGCGCAUCAAAGAGUUGCAGGAAGUGAGAGAAGGAGCUCUUCUUGUGCAGAAGGCGGCAGAGAAAAUCGUUCUCACUGGAGAAGAACAAUCGAAACUCCAGAAGUUGAGGGGAAUCGUAAAGGGGGCUGCUUUUGGGUUUCUCAAGAAGUUCAACUGAGACAGCAAGAAGAAUACAGCUUUUUUGCUCCGACACACACACACACACACACACACAGAGUUGCAAUUGUUUCCGGAAUGAGGGCGAGUGGACGCUGGCACGUUUUAGCUUCCACUUCUUGUUUCUCUUCCACUCAUUUUACUCACUUACCCACUCAAACAUAAUACAAACUUCGGACCAUCUUUCACCUUUUCCGGAAGGACGACCAACUCCCCGAUGCUCGGCUGUGGGGGCCUCAGCUACAGUACAUGUGUGCUGGGCCGCUUUUGUGGCUGCUCUACACAAUAUCUGCUGUUCGUUAAGACAUUUUCCACUGCUGCUUCCAACGCCACCUCAAACGCUGCUCCAGGAAGUUUUGACUGUUGGCGUUUCAGUUUAAUCCUCGGUCAGCAUCUUCGUGGCAUCCUGCCACGGCUUGCUCCUUGUAGGUGACCUCAAACGUCUCCGCAGCCCUGUCCAUAAACUUCACCAGCAUGUUCGGCUGCCUCCUUUGGCCGAGCCUGCCCCCCACGACGGGAGGCUCUGGACUUUCAUUUCCCUCUGGCCAGCAUGAGCGCUCCUUCUAUCGCUGUUUAUUUUUGUUGUACCUUUGUUGAGUCUUUUCAUGUCUUUGAGUGUCUAUUAAUGUUUGUUUUCAUGUUAUAUUGUCUGUAAAGCGUCGUUGACUGUCUGGAAAAGCUUAUUCAUUAUUGUUAUUUAGUUGCAUGUUUCAUUCCAUUCUUUUCCUGGUUGGAAAGAACAUUGCCAAUAUCAUGCUAGUCACCUUUGCUGAUCGGAAAAAGGGAAACUGUCAUUCCCUGUGCAAAGGGGACAGUUGCCCCGGGCCCAGGAACAGAGGGGGCCUAGAAUUGGGUUCUAAUUAUGUUGUAUGUAUUGGGUGGGGGGGCUUUCAGAUGACUUUGCCCUGGGCCCAGCCAAAUCUGCCAGCGGCCCUGGUUAUGGUCAUGCAUCCGAGAUAAUCUAACCUCAUUGGAUCUGCAUGUAUAUGUGGUUUGAUCAUGUUUCCGUCCUGGCCAAAUGCAUGUUUUCAGUUUUUACAUAACUUUAAACUUGUUACUAAUUGUACGACAGGUGACUUUUAUUGCAUUCUACAGUGCAUGACUGCUUUUUAAAAUAGAUUUUAUUUGGUUUUCCUCAUUACCACUGACUUGUGUCCGUGACAGUCACUACGUUUAUAUGAUGUUUUUAAUUCCGAAUUAAUAAUUCAGAAUUAAAUAGUUCCGUCGAGUUUACUUUUCUUUAAUUCCGAAUUCAGAGGUGUUUACAUGACGUUUUCAAAGAGGAAUUAAGCUUUAUUCAGAAUAGAAGUCACUUAAUUCUGAAUGAAAUGCCUCAUGUAAACGUAACAAUUUUCAUAAUCUGGUACAAGAUCUGCUCUGUUGAGUAAUUGGAGCUGACUCAACUUCGUGAUUUGUCAUGACAUCUAGAGCCAACGAGCACAUUUAGUGAGGUUUUGUCAUGACAUCUAGACUAGAGCCAAAGAGCUUAUUUAGUGUGAUUUUUCAUGACAUCUAGAGCCAAAGCUCAUAUUUAGUGUUUUUACUUAGUGUACACACUGUAUACUGUUGCUGUUGUGUAAUGUUUUCAAUCUCAUGUAGAGCCUACAGUAUACACAGAACUUCAGUCUGUACCAUUUUAACAUAAUCAUUUGAUUUCAGAUGAAUAAAACUUACUUGAUUUUCUUCAA